Molecule: messenger RNA, 3575 nt
Organism: Mauremys mutica (yellowpond turtle)
Lineage: Eukaryota; Metazoa; Chordata; Testudines; Geoemydidae
Exons: 2
Coding region: 1964-3163 (399 amino acids)
Source: RefSeq, a predicted model, not a curated record
CCACAACAAUUUGGGGGCUCGUCCGGGAUCCACAGAUGACGUCCCUGGAUCGGAGGACCGCGGGCGGUUCCCUUCCAGACCCCGGGCCCAUCUAACAGAUUUAUCCAUUCACAGGUUAAAGACGCCCUACCCGAACCUGCAGAUACUGCUUGCCACCCAUUGCAGCCCGGUGAUCGGGUCUACCUUAAAGUGCACCAACGGAAAUCCUCCCUGGAACCUCGGUGGAAGGGCCCUCUCCAGGUGCUGUUGGUUACUCACACGGCGGUCAAGUGCCAAGGAUUCCCACGUUGGGUCCACGCCUCUCACUGCAAAAAGGUUGCCCCACCUUUGGAUCCCACUACGGCACCCUUCGUUCCUAAGGUUCAAAAUCAAGUCACUAAAAAGGACUAUAAUCCAGUAGGAAAUUCUUUAACACCUAAGCCCCAGGACGAGGAGCCAAGAUAUAAUCUCAGGAAAAGACUUUAACGGAGAAUUAGGAAAAGACUUAUUUCCAAUCUGUUAAGAGACUCAUUGCAAUGGCUGAUCCAAGAGCAAAAAUCAAAGAAUCAGCAAUGGUGCGAAAGUGGCUUAUGCCGUCCCUUUGGUUUAUUUGUGUAACUAUGUUUUUUUUAUUGCUUUUGAAUCUUCAUGAUACCCUUAUGUUUUUUUGGAUGUCAGGGAAAGUUAAUGCACCCGUUACCCCGAUCCCUAUAACAUCUUUAAGUCCCCCCUUACGAAAGACCAAACCGAUCUUGUACAAAACGAAACCAACCCCACCCACGAAGUCAUGUCCAGCCCCAGUAAAGAAAAGGAUAGCGCGGUCGCCUGAGGUGAGGAAGGGACUUACACCUUUGACCAUAAAAGAUAUAGAGAAUUGGCCCUGGUAUAAAAGACGCAAUAUAGUCCACUGGCAGGGGGGAACAUGUGGAAUAUAUUCUUGGGAAUGUGGUACCGAAUGGCUGGCAGGAUUUAUCCCACAAGCUGCACAUUGUACUAAGGGCCAAGUACCAUACCCAUGUCAAACUAUUCCCUACUUGUUAUCGGAACCUAAUCCUUCCUUUUCAACAGCCCCAACAAAACAAAUUGUUCCUACCCUCCAUCCCCGCCCCCACCAAGAACAGAACAUGACCUUUGACGAUUUUACAUGGCCUAGGCCCUCUUUUAUUAGCAAUUUAUUUUCUUAUUGUUCAACCAAAUUAAUUUUUUUUGCUCAAGGCCACCUUUACCAGCGGGUAAUAGAGUGGGAACCUUUGGGAACUGUACGUGUUCAUUCUAUUAACGUUUCUGUUUAUUAUGAUACCACACCCACAAAAACCGUUUCCUUUAUGCAACAGUGGGGAAAGGAUACAGAUGCAAUGUUAUUCCCUGGCCUGUGUCAAACCCUUAAUACCCAGGGUACCUUUUGUUUCCUAAUCACCCAAGUGACAGUAGAUGCUGUAACCACCCAUAGACGAUGUUCCACGCAAACCAAAUUUUUGUGCAAAGAAACUUUCCCUCUCACUGAAAAUAUUACAUGUACUCUUGUUCAAUUUACCCCUACACAUACUGUUAACGAGACCAUAUCUAAGCAGGAUGUACAAGUCCACCCCCAACAGUUGUGGUAUGAACCUUUGGAAACUACUGAUCCCGACUAUGGACUAUACUUAAUGCCACAUUAGGGACUAUUAGGUUUAUAUUGCCUUUGACUCAUUUUCAAAUUGCCACCAUUUAUCCUAAUUGUACCCGGGGGGCGGCCAUCCCACUAGUAUUACAACGUGUUUGGAUCCAUAAGUCUAGGAAAAGGAGGGAUCUUCCUAACGCAUUGUGGAAGGGGGCAAAUAGUGUUGCCUCCGCUUGGAGUGUCUAUAAGACCUAUCAACAUGACAAUAGAUUGGGACAAUUGGAACAAGCAGCGGGUUUUAUUACCGGGGCACAGAUCACUGGGGUCAAGGCCGGGGUUGGAGAACUACAUUUAAUCUCCACCCUUAGUGUCAUCACCCACGACAUGUUAAGCCAAAUGAUCCGGAGCGUUUCUGAAGCUGGGAAGGCAUCGCAGUGGGACCACGCAUGUGCAGAGGUACAAGAAUUCCUUAAUACCCAAUUAAAUUCUAUUCAAGAAGACCUCAAGCACCAAACUUGGCCCACUGCCCUUACAGAUACUUCGGGCGUGCCACCUGACUUAUGGCCAUGGAAACAUACAUGGAGAUUCUCAGGAUGGAAUUGCUUAAGCUCAUAUUGCUCCUUCCAGGCUUAUGGUCCUGUGAAAGGUGUUUGGGCCCCCACGUACCGCAUUCUCCCUGGACCUUGGGGAGGUUGCUUGUGGGACUGGGUAAUCCACCGAGAUGUGUGGGAAGUUAAGCCACCCCACGGCCCCAAUCGGUUUUUGCUCGGUGCCACGGAAAUAAGACCUGAUCUUUGGAUAGGAUUGGGUAAUUUGUGGACUUUAUGGCCUUUAGAACCGCCCCAAUUGCAGUGUAUUCGUAAGCUUAGCCCUGGAGAGAUUAUUACUAUACAUGAGCACAUAUGUUGGGCAGGUAGCGGAAACUUAACGAAUCUCACUCCCCAGCCCAUUAUCCAAGCCAAUAAUAGUUGCAUAAUAGUUAACUCAUUUCACUUAAGGGAUUCAAUUUUUAAUUUAAUUACUGACUCUGGCACGCAUGCAAUUUAUUGGCCGGCGGAAAAAAAAUAUCAACUUUCUUUGUCUUUUAUUAUUCCAGUUAAUUGGACUGCCCUAGUAUAUGAUCGAUUUUCCUCUUUAAUGUCUCUUUUACCACAAAUUCAACAAAUUUCUCAACUACAAGGGCGGAUUCACAUCCUUGAAAACAUGUACAACACUGAACUGCAUGCCUUUCAAACAACUCAUAGAGUUACAACUCUCUGUACAGACACAGAUAUCCUCUGUUUUAUUACUCAAAUUUUAUACUCCCGGACCCAUAGGUACAUUUUAUGGGGUCUCUUAGGCGGAUUGUUGUUGUGUUUUUGUCUUUGUUUUUGUUGUUUUUGUUGUCCCCGUUUAAUACCCAUUUUUUAUAAGCCCUCUCCCCGGGUGACCCUCGUUCCAUUGAGAGAAAUAGACCUUUGCCCCCCUAACUCCCUUCUUAACCUGAAUAUACCCCCCAUUGCUGAAAGUAAUUUUUUAGAGAACCUUCAGGAAAUUGAAGUUAUUAACCUAGACAUUCAGGACCUAAUGCAUAUUCAGGUUUAAAUGGGUUGAUGCCUAUGAAUAUAGGCAUCAAAAAGGAGGGAAUGAUAGGGAAAAUUUGCCCCCCCUGUCCAGCCUAGGUUAUUAUUUGCUUGCAGCAUUUAUUGUAUUAGGCCCAAAGGCCUAUAGUCUAGACAAAUGUUAUAUAUAAAGCCAAGGUUUGCAUUUUUGCUCUUAAAUGUUUAUCUGUAUAAAGGGCAUUCAGGGAAAAUAAGGAACCGAAAGAAGGAAAUAAGAUAGGAGUAUUCAGCUUGUUUUUGCUUUCUGUAUGAAUUUUAGCUGGCAUAAGUAACCGCAGAGUAAGGGUCUUAAGACUGGCAGACCACCAACGAAAACUGCCCAGAAACAAUGAAAGGAAAAACCAUAUAUGGAAGAAGAUUGCAGUAGCUUGCUUAUGUUAUAAGUGUUACUCCCA